This is a messenger RNA of Nerophis ophidion (straightnose pipefish), 4298 nucleotides long. It is a transcript of the gene zfp64, whose product is annotated as zinc finger protein 64 homolog (mouse). Gene Ontology annotation, cellular component: nucleus. Lineage: Eukaryota; Metazoa; Chordata; Actinopteri; Syngnathiformes; Syngnathidae. Gene Ontology annotation, molecular function: DNA-binding transcription factor activity, RNA polymerase II-specific; RNA polymerase II cis-regulatory region sequence-specific DNA binding. Gene Ontology annotation, biological process: regulation of DNA-templated transcription. The coding region runs from base 195 to 1907 and encodes 570 amino acids. The transcript has 6 exons. The record is from RefSeq and is a predicted model, not a curated record.
GUGCGAUGUGUCGCAAACACCAAGCGAGCUGAUGUUGUCGCUUCGUCUUUUGCUGCGUUUGUGCGCGUUUACCUCUUCGGGCGUGGUGAAAAUGCAAUAAAUACCUCAAACAAGUUGUCGCGGUGGCCCAAGUCUCGUUCGGGCUGGGAGAAAGUGCUCGGGUUUGUCGUCAGAAGGAGCCAGGCGAUGACUUGAUGUGUCGCAAAAUAAGCUGCUGCACUAUGGCGGCUGACGACGCCGAAGGGCAUCCUGUGCUGGUGGAGGUGAGCCCUGACAUCCACAUCUGCGGCUUCUGCAAGCAGCAGUACAACAACGUCCAAGUCUUCCUGGCCCACAAGCAGAACGGAUGUUCGGUACAAAGCAUGAGGAACACCUCUGCCGAGACAACAGCAGCUCCUUCGCUGCCAGUCCGUCUCGUUUCGCCGUGCUCAGGCUCCAGCAUGGAGGUGGUCCUGGAGGAGACCUUCCAGACGUGUCUCCUUAGAGGCGUCAAGAAGAUCCUGACCAACCCGCAGAAGCGCAAGAAGCUGAAAGACUCGCUGGCGUCCAAAAGACGCAGUUGCUGUUUCUCAGGCUGCACCUUCAAGACACAGUACGGCCAGAAAGACAUGGAGAGACACCUGAAGACUCACACAGGCGAGAAGCCCUUCGAGUGCGAGCUGUGCCACAAGCGCUUCAGCCGGCGGGACAAGCUCAACAUGCACCUGCGCUCGCACACGGGAGAGAAGCCGCACAAGUGCAAGCUGUGCUCGUACGCGGCGGCCGACAGCAGCAGCCUGAAGAAGCACGUGAGGAUUCACUAUGACGAGCGGCCCUUCAAGUGUCAGAUCUGUCCCUACGCCAGCCGCAACUCCAGCCAGCUCACCGUGCACCUGCGCUCGCACACAGGCGACGCCCCUUUCCAGUGCCAGCAGUGCGACGCCAAGUUCAAGAUCAACUCGGACCUGAAGCGCCACGUCCGCGUCCACUCGGGGGAGAAGCCCUACAAGUGCGAGCUGUGCGAGUACCGCUGCGCCAUGAAAGGUAACCUCAAGUCGCACGUGCAGAUCAAACACGCCGCCGACAACUCCUUCCACUGCGCGCACUGCGACUUCACGUGCGCCAACAAGACGGCGCUGCGCCAGCACUCACGCCACCACCGGCCCGUCCAGCCCGUGCAGUGCCCGGCGUGCACGUACUCCUGCGCCAGCCGGGGGGCGCUCAAGGUGCACGAGCGGAUCCACUCGGAGGAGCGGCCCUUUAAGUGCGAGGCGUGCAGCUACGCCUCCAAGCAGCGCAGCAACCUGCUCAUCCACAGGAAGAGGUUCCACUCGGACGCCACGGAAAAGGCCGGCUGGCGAGCGGGCGGCAGGAGGCCCGGCGAGGACCCCCACAAGCCCGUCGGCUCCCGGUACCGAGCCAAACUGGAGGCCGCUCGAGCCUUCAGCUGCGACCUGUGCAGCGCCUCCUUCGUCAGGGAGGACUCGCUGCGGAGUCACAGGAAGCAGCACAGAGAAUCCCAGGAAGACCCGGCGGUCCCGGUCCAGGUGGACUCGUCCUCGCAGCUGAAAAUCAUUGUCUCUUCCGCCGAGACCCCCAGCAAGAUGGUGCUGCUGAGUCCAGAGCACCAGGACCUGGUGGUCAACUCCAUGCUGCUGGCGCCCGGCCUGUCCGACGCCGCCUUCGCACCGCAGACGGUCCUCUUGACGCCGCUCCACGCCGACGACUCGCUGCACCAGGUCCACGCGCUCUCGCCCGCCGGCGCCGGGCCGCAGACUUUCAUCACCACCUGCGCAGAACUGGAGGACCUGAGGGCCUUGGUGCAGGAGGGCGGCACCGAGGUGACGGUGGUGACGGAAGGGAACGGCGCCGCCGGGACCGGUCCGCCCGGCGGCGGGGAGAGUCGAGGGCAGUGCCUCAGCAUGUGAGCGGGGGGUGUCCAAACUUAUUCCACUUAGGGCCACACACUGAAAAAUCAAAGCAAGCGGGGGCCAUUUUGACAUUUUUUUUAUUUUAAAAACCAAUACUGUCAGGCUAGGACUGUGGAUGUUUGUGCUUCCUCGAUGCAAGGAUGAUGUGGGACUAGUCAGGCAUGAAUGUAAGUACAUGAUAUUUAUUAAAUAAACAAACAAACUACAAAAUGAAUUGAUUAACGUGGACCCCGACUUAAACAAGUUGAAAAACUUAUUCGGGUGUUACCAUUUAGUGGUCAAUUGUACGGAAUAUGUACUGUACUGUGCAAUCUACUAAUUAAAGUAUCAAUCAAUCAAUCAAUCAAAAGGCAAACCAAGGACGCGCUCUGUGGCGGAUAAUAAUGUAUACUAUACUUAAAACAAAACCGCACAAUGGCAUGACUAUAUACAAACAAAACAAAACUAGCACAAUGGCAUAAAUACAAAAACUUACACGGCAUGGAACUAUGGACGGGGACAUGAAGGAGGUGCAGCAUGGGUAGGGUGCGUGCGCAUGUGAAGAUCCCAGAAUGAUGAACAGAAAAAGAGUGACUUAAGUAGCUGUGAUGAUUAGUGAGAACAGGGACGUGACAUGACAGGUGAAAAGUAAUGAGUUGGCAUGGAAACCAACAAAACCAGGAAGUGCAAAACGUGACUGAAUGUCCAAAAUCAAAACAAAACAUGGUCCAUAGGUGUGACAAAUACAAUAUAUGUAUAAAAAAUAUACAUUUAGGCCUCCACUCAGGCUUGAUCCCGAAAGGGUUUUGGUCAAAAAAAUAUUCAAAAUGUGUCAUUAUUCAGUAUUAUUUGGUUUUAUUAUCAUGCAUCCAUUUUCUACCGCUUAUUUCCUUUUGGGGUCGCGGGGGGCGCUGGCGCCUAUCUCAGCUACAAUUGGGCGGAAGGCGGGGUACACCCUGGACAAGUCGCCACCUCAUCGUUUUAUUAUCACAUUAUUAUUAUUCAAGUUUUAAAUCAACAUAAGGUCCAUCUGUCAAUAUAAUGAUUUUAAAGAUUUAAAAUGUAUGCUCUUUUUGUCAAAGAAAACCCUGUUUUUUGAUGGAAAAAAACACAAAAUAUGCCAUUUUAUCACCCAAUAUUUUUUUGAAGUUGAAUAUUUGACAUUAUAUAAUAAUUGCAGCCUUAAAACAGUCAAUAACUAAUAACACCAUUGAUUUAUUAUUAUUUUUUUGAGCAAUGACAUUAAAAAACAAAUCACACUAAAUUAUUGGGGAUACAAAAGGGUCCUACUCAUUAAACCAGGGGUGUCAAACUCAAAUACAGAGUGGGCCGAAAUUUUAAACGGAACCAAGGUUGAACAAAUGAACCUUUUAAUAGGGACCCAAACAAGUUUUGUAUUAAAUAUUGAACAAGCAAGGCUUAUAUAACUUUAGUGACAUGCAAAAUCCAGUUUCAAAUACUACUAAUAAUAAUUUAAAAAAUAUCAAUGGCAUAUCAAAUCAAAUUUAGAUAAAAAAUUGUAUGCCUUUUUUUUCUAUUUGCAAUCUUCUGUGGUAAAUAUCAAAUUUUUUCCAAUUUGAAAAUAAAAUAACAAUAAUGAAUGAACCAAACAUUCAAGCCUUGAAGUAGCAAGAGAAAAUGCAUGAAUAAAACGUUACUUAUUGGUCAGUUUGCUGGAAGUUUCCCGGAAGAGUUAGUGCUGCAAGGGGUUCUGGGUAUUUGUUCUGUUGUGUUACGGUGCGGACGUUCACCCGAAAUGUGUUUGUCAUUCUUGUUUGGUGUGGCUUCACAGCGUGGCGCAUAUUUGUAACAGUGCUAAAGUUGUUUAUACGGCCACCCUCAGUGUGACCUGUAUGGCUGUUGACCAAGUAUGCCUUGCAUUCACUUGUGCGUGUGUGUGUAAAAGCCACAAAUAUUAUGUGACAGGCAGGUUGUAGAGAACGCUAAAGGCAGUGCCUUAAAUGCACGCCCCCAAUAUAGUUGUCCAGGUGGAAAUCAGUAGAAAUUUGGGAGAAUGGUUGCCCCGGGAGAUUUUCGGGAGGGGCACUGAACUUCGGGAGUCUACCGGGAAAAUUAGGAGGGUUGGCAAGUAUGAGUAUUAGCGGUGAAUGCGGUGUUACAGCGGCACCGAUGCUGUAUUACACCGGGGGGCCAGCUCUAAUGCUAAAUUGAUAUUGCCUCAAGGGCCAAAUUAAAUUACACGGCGGGCCAGAGUUUGACACCCAUGCAUUAAAGUGUUAGAACAUCAAUUAUACCUUUUUUUUAUUGUUUACUUUUAACACAAUAAUCUCGAUCAACUUCAGAUCUAUCCGUCAAUUAUAAUUGUUAUUGUUGUUUAUGUUUUUUGUUUGUUUGUUUUAGGCCCUUCUUUAAAAAAAAAAAAAAACAGCUCAGUUUUUUGUAUGGCAA